AUGAGAAGAAUAUCUUUUUUCGAACAAAACAAAUAUAUUACUCUUCAAGAUAUAAUGUAUAGAGAAGCAGUAGGAUGGGCUUUUACCGCUCUUUUGGUUUCCAGUUCUCUAGUAGGCACGUUCUCUUAUCCAAAUGUCCAAAUUAACUCCAGGCCAGUAUCUUCUGACGCAGCUGAAUCACCGUUAGAAGCACGUAACUUCUAUCCAGUAAAAGGCCCCAGAGACCUGCCACAAUUCCAGAGAGCGGAAAGAAAAUUCGCAGAAAAACCAAAUGCAAUUAAAAAAGUGGCUUUAGAUCGACUGGAUGAUGUCGAAAGUAAUUCCAUUGGAGACAGCAGUGAUAAUGGUCUUGCCAGUGGAGGAGGAUUCUCUUGGUCAAAUCUUUUAGGUAUGUUGAUGCAGAUGAUCUUCAACCCCGGAGGCAACCAAGGUCCCAACAAAUCUGACGAUCUAGACACUGCUCCCGUCCCAACAUCCCCAUGGGCCAACUUACUUUCAGUAGGUCUGAAAAUCCUCACUGCAAUAUUGGGAGGUGGAAACACAGGAGGAGACGGUAUCGACAAAGUAGAUAAUGGAAAUUCUCCAAUGCAGUUACUUAGUUUAUGUAAAUAUAUAGUUAAAAAUGGCACUAGUAGUAGCUUAAACAUUGCACAGGGUGUUCUGGCGGCCGUAGUAGAAGCUGUUGUGGGAGACAGAGAUCCUGAACAAGUUAACAAGAUUGCUAGACAGGCUGGUGAGUUCAUCAACAUCGUGGUCAACCUUUUGGACGCCCUAAAGACCUCAUUCUCCCACCGUUCCCUCCAAGCCAGAAGUCUCGGCAAGAAAGACUCAGUCAGUGAUGCCGCAGUAGCAAGUCUUUCCAUGAUGAAAGGUUACAUGAGGUCGUUGUCAACCGGAGACACCAAGUGUAUGGAGAGAUAUGUAUGCCAAGCCAACAUUACGCUAUUAGCUACGUUAUGGAAAAAUCAUUGGGAUCUUCAUUCGACGUCUUCUACGAAGCGGGAAGAAGAGGAAGAUACGGUGAUAACUGCCAAGAGAAAUAUUUAG
Molecule: messenger RNA, 1047 nt
Organism: Diabrotica balteata
Lineage: Eukaryota; Metazoa; Arthropoda; Insecta; Coleoptera; Chrysomelidae
Source: the annotation of a GenBank genome assembly